AUGGGACCUUUCAAACCCUCUUCAAACGGGCACAACUACAUUUUGGUUGCUGUAGACUAUGUAUCCAAAUGGAUUGAAGCCAUUCCCUGCCCAACCUGUGACGCCAAGGUGGUUGUCAAGCUUUUCAGAACCAUCAUCUUUCCAAGGUUCGGCAUCCCAAGGGUUGUUAUUUCGGAUGGAGGCUCCCAUUUCAUCAACAAGGUGUUUGAAAAGUUGAUGAGAAGCCACGGAGUAAAACACAAGGUCGCCACGCCUUAUCACCCUCAAACCAGUGGGCAAGUUGAAGUCUCCAACAGACAGAUCAAGGCCAUAUUGGAGAAGACUGUAGCUUCACUAGGAAAGACUGGGCAGCAAGGCUUGAUGAGGCACUUUGGGCUUAUAGAACAGCCUACAAAACCCCCAUUGGAAGGUCUCCUUUCAAUUUGCUGUAUGGGAAGGACUGCCACUUACCUGUGGAGGUCGAAUAUAAGGCUUUAUGGGCAGUAA
Molecule: messenger RNA, 486 nt
Organism: Microthlaspi erraticum
Lineage: Eukaryota; Viridiplantae; Streptophyta; Magnoliopsida; Brassicales; Brassicaceae
Source: the annotation of a GenBank genome assembly